UAGAGACGUUACACAUUGCCAAGAGCCGCUGACAGGUGCCAGUGAUUGCACUGGUGCACUUUGGUCGCCACCAGUUCAGAAGGCAGCGAGGAGAGCAGCUCAGGCACGGGGGCCAUGGGCGAGGAGACCGCGCCCACCGCCACCGCCGCGGCACCGGCGAGCGCCCCGACGCACAUCCUCCUGAUCUGUUUCCCGGGGCAGGGCCACGUCAACCCCAUGCUCCGCCUCGCCAAGCGCAUCGCAGCCAAGGGCCUUGUCGUCACCUUCUCCUCGACUGACAGCGUCGGCGAGAAGCUCAUCGCCUCCGCGGGGGUGUCGGCCGGCGGCGACGGCGUGCCGGUGGGCCGGGGCCGCGUACGGUUCGAGUUCUUGGAGGACGGUGUCCACAAGAACGAGCUCGACGACCUCUUGCGGCACCUCGAGAAGACCGGCUCGCCCAAGUUCGCCGAGCUGCUCAGGAGGCAGGCGGGGUCGGGGCGGCCGGUGGCGUGCGUCGUCGUGAACCCAUUCAUGCCGUGGGCGAUUGACGUCGCCGCCGACGCCGGGAUCCCCUCGGCGGUGCUGUGGGUGCAGUCGAGCCUGGUGUUCUCGCUCUACUACCACCACGUGCACGGGCUCGUGGAGUUCCCGCCAGAGGACGAUCCCGACGCGCGGUUCACGCUCCCGGGCCUCCCGCCGCUGUCCGUCGCCGACGUGCCCUCUUUCCUGCUCCCGUCCAAUCCGUUCAAGCUGCUCACCGACACGAUCAUCAACCAGUUCCGCACCAUCGACAGGGCGUCGUGGGUGCUUGUCAACUCCUUCACCGAGCUCGAGCGCGACGUGGUCGCCGCGCUCCCGGCCGUGACGCCGCGCCCGCCGGAGCUGAUCCCCGUGGGCCCUCUCAUCGAGCUCGAGGGGCCGGAAGACGACGGCACGGUGCGCGGAGACCUGAUCAAGGCGGCGGACGACUGCGUGGGGUGGCUGGACUCGCAGGCGCCGCGCUCCGUCGUGUACGCGUCCGUCGGCAGCGUUGUGGUGCUGUCCGCGGAGGAGGUCGCCGAGAUGGCGCACGGGCUCGCGUCCACCGACCGGCCGUUCCUGUGGGUGGUGCGGCCGGACACCCGCCCGCUACUCCCGGAGGGGUUCCUGGACUCCGUCGCCAACCGCGGCAUGGUGGUGCCAUGGAGCCCCCAGGACCGCGUGCUGGCGCACCCGUCCACGGCCUGCUUCCUCACGCACUGCGGGUGGAACUCGACGCUGGAGACCGUUGCCGCGGGUGUGCCUGUGGUGGCGUUCCCGCAGUGGGGCGACCAGUGCACGGACGCCAGGUUUCUGGUCGACGAGCUCCGUAUGGGCGUCCGCCUCCGCGCGCCACUGCGGCGCGAGGCCGUGCGCGAGGCUGUGGACGCCGCCGUUGCUGGCCCCGACGCCGACGCCAUGCUCGCCAACGCCAGGAAGUGGAGCGCGGCGUCUCGGGCCGCCGUGGCGCCGGGCGGGACGUCGGACGCGCACGUCCAGGCGUUCGUGGACGAGGUUUCGCGGCGAGCGGGUGGCGGGCAAGCAGCUAAGGUUUAGCUUAGUCACAUUCUUUCUUAGUACUCCAUUCAGUCUAAAAUAAUUAUUGUUUACGAUUAUAUACAGUAAUUAUUUUAAACAUUAGUUAUAAAUUGAGUUUGAAUACUUAAAAAUUA
Phragmites australis (common reed) is the source of this 1670-nucleotide messenger RNA. Its product is annotated as gallate 1-beta-glucosyltransferase-like. Gene Ontology annotation, molecular function: UDP-glycosyltransferase activity. The coding region runs from base 115 to 1554 and encodes 479 amino acids. The transcript has a single exon. Lineage: Eukaryota; Viridiplantae; Streptophyta; Magnoliopsida; Poales; Poaceae. The record is from RefSeq and is a predicted model, not a curated record.